AUUUUAGAUGGAGUUACUGAAGUGAUUUAAUUUCAAAUUAUAUUCUAAUUUACUGAGAUGCUGUACUUACUGUAUUUCAUCCAUCUCCUCAUUGCUCCUUUCAAAUUUUCACACAUUUCCAUCUCCGUACUAUCCAUCCAUCAAACCUUUCUACAGCAACCUCUCUUUCUGACCAAUCAGCGCAAGUCUUUUUCUCAACAAAAAAUACUGUCCUGGGUUCUGUACCUCCUACUCUCCUCCACCUAUUUACAUUUUCUCCUCCCUACCCAACUGUCCAGCAUCAGCAAGGUAGUUGAGUAUUUAAGCCUUGUUCAUCCAGAAACUGACAGGAUGAGAGCAGGUACUCGUUUUCUCCAGCAUGAGCCACGUAUUGUUGCUCCACCUCACACUUUGUACAACCGCUGCCGCCAUGAUCAUCCAUAACAGCAGCGGCAAUGGUACUCGAAAUCACAAGCUGCUCAUUGCCUUCCAGGCUCCCUGGAACGUGUCCUUCCCCUUCAGUGCUCUCCGGCUGGGCUCGGCCAUACAGAUAGCCGUGGAGAAGGUGAACAACAACCCCUCCUUCCUGGGCAACUACAGUCUGGAUUUUGUGUACAAGGACACCGACUGCAAUCCCAAAGAGUCUCUGGGAGAAUUCAUCCACCAAGUGUGGAGAGAAAACGUGACGGCUCUGUUUGGUCCAGCGUGUCCUGAGGAAGCAGAGGUCACCGGUCUCAUAGCAUCAACAUGGCACAUCCCCAUGUUCGGCUACGUGGGCCAGUCUUCCAAACUGGAAGACGGUGAAAUGUAUGAUUCGUAUAUAAAAAUCAUGCCUCCUUUGAAACGGACCUCAGAGGUUCUGGUGAAGACCCUGGAGUUCUUCGGGUGGAGUCACGUGGCGAUGAUUGGAGGGGGGUUGAAGACGAACACCUGGGACAAAGUGGACGCUUUGUGGAAAACGGUGGAGAAUCCCCUCAGAACGCAUUUCAAAUUGACUGCAGAACUGAAGUUUGACACCAGUAAUUCUGAUCUCCUUUAUCAGAACAUCAAGUACAUCUCAACAGUCGCCAGAGUUAUUGUGGUGCUAACAAACAGAGAGGACGCCAUGGCUCUGCUGCUGGAGGCUGAGUGCCAGGGUCUGAUGAAUGGUGACUACGUGUUCUUCUUGAUGCAGUAUUUUGAGGAUAACUGGUGGAAAACUGCCCUGAGCAGUAGAGUAAACCAGGAUGGAAUAAAAGCUUUUGACAUGACAUUUGUUAUUGGUCAGAAGUCCUACGAAGGAUAUGAGUACUAUGAUUUCUUCGGACAGGUUUUUCAAAGACUGAAAGGACAUCCUUUUUGGAGUAACCUGACAUCUGAAAGUGAGGUUAGCCCCUACUCAGCCUAUCUCCAUGAUGCAGUACUUCUGUAUGUGAUAGGACUGAAGGAAGUUCUAAAAGAAGGAAAAGAUCCUCAUGACGGCCGACAGCUUCUGGAGAAACUGAAAAUCAGAGAUAAAAUUCGAUUUCACGGAGCCUCUGGACUGGUUCACUUUGAUGAAGAGGGGGAGAGAUGUAUGGACUAUUCUAUUUAUGACUUGCAGCUUGUAGAAGGUGGCAACAUGUUUGUACCCAUCCUGAAUUUUGAAAGUCAAACCAAAAGUGUCAGACCGACAUCUAUGUUUGCUUCUGUUAUUUGGCCAAAAGGAAAGCCACCAUCCGACAUCCCUGAAUGUGGUUUUAAUGACGAGCUCUGCGAGUGGCUGGCCAAUGAAAUUGCCCUGCUGGCUGUCCUGGUGACCUUCCCCCUCAUUGGUGUAGUGGCAGUUUUGUGGAUUGGGGUCCUCAUGCUUCAAAAGUUUCAGCUCCAGACGAGGCUGGAUGACACCAACUGGUGGAUAAUCAACUACAGCGACAUCACCAUCAUCAGGGAGCCCUCAGGAAACCAGGGUGUAUCUCAGAGCUCUACAGGUAGUCACAGCGGGAGCAGCAGCUGUCAGAGCACAUUCUCCAGCCACAGUUAUGACCUGAGAGACAAAACUGGCAGAGAGCACAUCUACACGACCAUAGGCCUCUACCAGGGAAAUCAAGUGGCCAUCAAGUACAUCAAGAACCCUAUAAACUGUAAUUUCCAGAAGCCUUCAGUGAUUGCUGAAUUCAAUCUGAUGAAGGAAAUGAAGCAUGAAAACCUGGUCCAGUUCUUUGGCGUGUGCAUUGAGCCACCAAACAUAUGUCUGGUCAUUCAGUACUGCAAGAAAGGCAGCCUCAAGGAUAUUUUUGGGUCUUCAGAUGUUGAUUUGGAAUGGAUGUUUAAGCUUUCGUUUGCAUAUGACAUUGUCAAUGGAAUGGACUUCAUUCACAACAGCACCCUUAAAUCUCAUGGAAAUCUGAAGCCCAGUACAUGUCUGGUGGACAGCAGACUACAAAUCAAGCUCUCUGGUUUUGGAUUAUGGGAGUUUAAAUAUGGAGGAAAAAACAAGCUCGGUCCAAUGGAAAAUCCUGCUUAUGAAGAUCUGUACUGGACAGCCCCGGAGCUCCUGAGACAAAUCGGACUUCCAUGUAAUGGGACACCCAAAGGAGACGUCUACAGCUUUGCAAUCAUUAUGUGGGAGCUCAUGUAUAACUCUAAAGGAGGUCCAUACCAAGACAUUAACCUGGACCCGAAAGAAAUUAUAAUGCAGUUGCGGACGCCUUUCCAAGGGGAACCUCUCAGACCAGUGCUAUGCGAGCAGCUGUGUGAUGAGAAGGUCAAUGCCUUGCUCAAAGUCUGUUGGAGCGAAAACCCUGACCACCGGCCACCUUUUGGGUCUGUACGCAGGAGACUGAAGGACAUAAGUCCGGAGAGUCAUGUGAAUAUCCUCGAUAACAUGGUGGACAAGUUGGAGAAAUAUGCAAAUCACCUUGAGGAAGUAGUGGAGGAGCGGACCAACCAGCUAACAGCAGAGAAAGCCAGAGCAGACAAGCUUCUCUCCAGCAUGUUACCAAAAUACAUUGCAGACCAGCUGAUGGCAGGGAAGUCAGUGGAGCCACAAAGCUACGAUAUGGUGACCAUCUUCUUCUCAGAUAUUGUGGGCUUCACCUCCAUGUGUUCCUCCAGCUCGGCAAUGGAGGUGGUGACUUUCCUCAACGAGCUCUACAGCCUGUUUGAUGGCAUCAUCAAGAUGUACGAUGUCUACAAAGUGGAAACCAUUGGCGAUGCUUACAUGGUCGCAAGUGGCCUUCCUAUCAGCAACGACACCAAGCAUGCUUUGGAGAUAUCCAUGAUGGCUCUGCACUUCCUGGGUGCCAUUCAGGUCUUCAGAAUCCCUCACAAGCCAGAUGAGAUCCUUGCAAUUCGGAUUGGCAUACACUCUGGUCCAGUGGUUGCUGGAGUGGUGGGAACCACUAUGCCUCGCUACUGCCUCUUUGGUGAUACAGUAAACACAGCCUCACGCAUGGAGAGUAACAGCCUGCCACUAAGGAUUCACAUAUCUCAGUCCACAGCUGACAUUCUUGUUCAAGCUGGAUCCUUUGAGUUGAAAGAAAGAGGGGACAUUGAAAUGAAGGGUAAGGGAGUCCAGAAGACCUACUGGCUGCUGAACAAAGCUGGAUUUAAUCCUACUCUGAAUUCCCUCAGCUCACUACAGAGUGACAGUCUCAAGGUGCAAAUGGAGAAACAAGAAGUGAUGAGAUCUGCAGUUGCAAGGUCCCAAUUAAUCCAGCCCAAAUCAUCGAUGACCACAGUGCACGUUUAGAUGUUGUAAGAAGAAGCAGGAUGGUGUUCUCUGUCUCACACACUAUUUCACGAAGUGAUUUUAUUCCAUGUAUUUGUUGCAAGCAUAACAAUAUAGUUGAUGACAUCUUCAACAGUAGAAAGAGACGAGGCUCUUGUCGACAGAUAUUUACUUUUUCUUUUACAGGGGAAGCACAAUGUAUCACCAACAACAUAGCUAUAGGUGCUGAUGUAAGACAUUUCUGUUUUACAUAUUGGUCUGAUAAGUAAAAGUAUUCCUAUCUUGUUGCUGUUUCAGUUUUGGGAGGGGAUUAGCCAGCUGGUAUUUUUUGGACAUGUGGCAUUAAUAGUGAUGCAGUGCAGGAUUGUGAGAUUUUAACUAAAACUAAGAAGUAUCAUCCAAGGUCUGGUCAUUUAUCAUAAUUUCGACAGGCUAGUGAAAUGUAAAUUAUAUCGGUAACUAUUGUAAAUUGGCUGCAGCAGCAACCGGAUAUCGAUACAGACUCAAAUUGUCAUAUGGGUAUAUACCUAAUUUCAACUCAUAUGAUAUUGAUUCUUAUAAUCCUAUAAGAAACAGGCAGAUAUUUUUGAGUCGACAGCAAAAAUCAACUCUUAAAAUUAAUGCUCGCUGUGACAAAAAGAAAGCCUCUCUCUAUUCUCAACUAAAAGUACAGAUAAUGAAGCGAUCAUCUCAUAAAUGACAGACAAUUCUGUCCUGACCUGAACAUUUGUGAAGUUUUGACAGUUUGGUUUCAUGUUGCAGAAAUAAAAAGCAAGAACACAUACCUCAGAAAGAUAUAAUAUUGUGAAAUACAUGCGUAAUAAAACAUUUAUCUCCUCUAGAUUAAAAUUUUUUAUGACUAAAAUGAAUUAUGUUUAUUUUGUUUUUCUCUAAUGCGUCAGCACUUCUGUUUAUCUACCUCAUUUAUGUUCUUGUUUUGGUUGUAUUCUUGUGCCUGAAAUGCAAUUAUUUACCUGUAACAAGAAAAUACCAACAAUAAAGUUUUUUGCCUUCAAGAAAACAGAACAACAUUUUCAAUUAUCUUUAUUGGAAAUAAAAGUACACUUAUGUUUUUUUAAGCCUUUCUAGAUAUACUAAAUGCAAAUCAGUCCUUUAACUGGGGAAUGUACUCAUACGCUCCCUGAGUCUUGGGGUGACACUUCGCUUUGUGAUUGAACAUAUGUUGGUGGUUUGUAUACUCAAAAGAUAUUUAUUGUUUUAUAUUUUCGAUGCAUUUACUAAAUCGAAGAAAAUGUUCACCGUGACCAUAAGGGGGAUGAGAAAAGAGGUCCCUGAAGAGACAAAAAGAAAACUAUUAUAGACAAAGUAAGAAACGAUGAACAGUUUUCACAACAUGUUUGCCAGUACAUUUCUUCCCCUUUCAACACAAUUUUAUAAUAAAAUAUUUAAACAUAAUGCAGAACAGAAAAAUAAAAUACAUCAAUUAAUCUUUGUUGAAAUUCAAAAGUUUCAUUCUAAAAAAAAA
Molecule: messenger RNA, 5156 nt
Organism: Xiphophorus couchianus (Monterrey platyfish)
Lineage: Eukaryota; Metazoa; Chordata; Actinopteri; Cyprinodontiformes; Poeciliidae
Gene: gucy2g
Product: guanylate cyclase 2g
Exons: 22
Coding region: 359-3691 (1110 amino acids)
Biological process (GO): cGMP biosynthetic process; intracellular signal transduction; protein phosphorylation
Cellular component (GO): plasma membrane
Molecular function (GO): ATP binding; guanylate cyclase activity; adenylate cyclase activity
Source: RefSeq, a predicted model, not a curated record